CGUGGCUUCAACGCGUGCACAAACGGCCCACCUACAACACCUGAUCUUUAAUCGAAACAAUUAAUUCUGCUAUCAACCUCCCGCCCAACCCACGGGAAGAUGCGAUUGUCAGAGCGGUCUUAGAUUUUUUUUUUUCCCCUUUUCCUUCCAGAGAGCUUCCAACCGACUGCCGUCAAUAUGCGGUUGGCCUGGUAUGCCGGGGCCUCGACGGCCCUCGCCGGCGGCGUGGUGUUUUCCGCGUUCAACCAGCGGGCCAAUUUCUACUCGGCCAUGGUCCAUCUGUCUCAGAGCAACCUCUCCAUAAUGAUCCUACUCAACAUUGUUAUGUUUGUUUACAUCUCUUUCAUUUACGGUCUCCAAAGACUAUGCUACGGACAACUUCGGCCGGUCGAAAUUGAGCAGCUUUACGAGAAGGCCUGGUUCGCCGUUACAGAAACCUGCCUGGCCAUGACCAUAUUCAGGGAGGAAAUAGGAGCUUUUUUCAUCGUCAUGUUCACGGCCCUCUUGACGGGCAAGGUCUGGGGCUGGAUUGGCGACGGUCGGGUCGAAGUCCUGGAGCAGCAACCACCCACGAACCCGCGGCUUUUCCACGCCCGCCUCAGCAUAUCGCUCGUCGUCAGCGUCAUUUACGACAUAUGGCUACUGCAAUACGCAACCCGAACCGUUAUCCAGCAGGCCCGACCUAACAUGACGGUCAUGUUUCUGUUCGAGUUUGCGAUUCUCUUGGUUUGCUCAGUGCAGACUGGACUCCGAUACAUAGUCUCCCUCACCGAGCAGAGUAUUCUCAAAACUCAGACUCGCCAAGGGCUGGAGACACGACGAAGGCAAAUCCGGGAGCAGAGGGCCGACAUACUGCGGCGCAGAGAGUCUGGCGAGGCCACAGAGGAAGAGAUGAACGAACCGCUGCCGGACGAGAAUGAUGUGGAAGAAAUGGACAUCGAGGUGCCCGGGUGGGAGGCCAAGGGGCACUGGAUCCUUGUCCUGGAUCUUUGCGCAGACUUUCUCAAGCUCGGCAUUUACGGCGCGUUCUUUGCUCUCAUCCUUAUUUUCUACGGACUUCCUAUCCACAUCAUGCGCGACCUCUUCAUGACGACCCGAUCCUUUGUCAAGCGCCUCGGAGCCUUGUUGCGCUAUAGACAAGCGAUUAAGGAUCUUAACAGGUAUCCCGACGCCACUGAGGAGGACCUCAACCGGGAAAACACAUGCAUCAUCUGUCGAGAGGAGAUGCAUCCCUGGAACGCAAAUGAUGCAGCUCGCAUUGAACGGACUCGGCCCAAGAAGCUUCCAUGUGGGCACAUUCUUCACUUUGGUUGCUUAAAGAGCUGGCUUGAGCGCCAGCAGGUGUGCCCAACCUGUCGCCGUUCCGUGGUCAUUGGUGCGCCUGAACCGGGAAGGAGAGACGCCAAUCCUGCCCCGUUUCGAGCAGCAGGCGUUGUACCCGGGAAUCCCGCGAACUUGGCGGCUCAGCCCCCUGCAGGCAAUGCCCCAAAUAUUCAGCAACAGCCACAGCAGCAAAAUCGCCCGAAUGUCAGGAUGUUCGACCUCGGACCCAUCAGACUUGGAUUCGCUCGAGGCGGGGCACAGGAUCUCCAGGAAAUGGCGCAGAUGAUGGGCGUGCCGGCACCACCUAUCCCUGAGAACAACCAUCCUGCUUUGCAGCACCCAGUACUACCGCUACAGCCAGGCAUGGUAGCGCCGUCUAACGUUGAAGCCAUCCAGGCCCAGCUGCGUGCAAUUGAGGAGCGCAUUCAGACGGAGGCAUUUACAAUCCGGUUUGCCCAACAGGAGGCUCAGGUGCUUAGGCUGUUACUGCAGCAGCUUGAAAUGAUACGUCACGCGCAAGCAAGGAAUCUUGCCGCGGCACAGGAAACAGGCGGACAACAGCCAUCCGCGUCAGGCAGUGGCGUUCAGCCUCAGCAGACACAACACCCGUCUAUAAUUCCUGAUUCGCAAACAAGUAAUCACAACCAACCUCCUACAGCUACCGAUUCGAGCUCUAACGCAGGUGCUGCCACAACAACAUCCCAGGCGUCUCUGGGAGGCUUACAGCAAGGAGGUCCUUCUGUGCACAACCUGCCUCCAGCAUUACAGACACUCAAUUCAUCUGCUGGGGCUGGCUCAUUUGGGCUCAGCCAUCAUACCGUAGCACCAAAUACCGCACCGAUCCCAGCUGGUAGCUCUGAUUUACCAGAAGGCCUUGUACUUCCUCCGGGAUGGUCAUUAUUGCCGCUGAAGAGGGCGGAUGGAAUGCCACCUGCAGCGCCUGAAAUUCAGAGAACAGGAGAAACGAGCCGGGCUACUGUGGCGGUAUCAGAGGUAGCCACUCAAAGCCAAUCUCAGUCUGUUCAAGGAUCUAAGCCGGCACCAAAUGAGUCCACUCCAGUGACGGGAGCUGUGGGGACCACAACAGCGACCCAGGAUCAGAGAGAUGAGGACGAUAGUGACACUUCAUCCUCUGAAGAAAGCGAGCAGAGUCACGAUGGUGGACCGACAAACGCCAAGGACGCAAUGCCUUCAUGGGGAGGUUCAGCCCAGCUCUUUGGAGAUAGCGGGGCUGGAGGAAAUAGGCAGCAGCAGCAAAGUCGUCAAGCGGAUGACAAGGGCAAAGCUCGAGCUGUGGAAGUUGAAGAUGAGGAUGAUUAGUGAUGAUGACCUUUGAUUUCUGUAUUUUCUUUCAAGCAAUCAAUAUCGAUCAAACAGAAAGCAGAUUGAAGCAUGUGAAAGUGUUGGUGAUAGCGGUGCAUUGAUUGAAACUCGACUGUUUCGUAAUGGCAAACAAACAUGGUUGUUUGGUUCGUAGUUCACUUUUAACGGCAUCGGUCAAUUGAAACGCGUGAAAACUGGUUAAUCGGAACUUUUCUUUUUCUUUUUUGCUUUACUUAGACCGACGAGGCGACGGGAUUGUACAUAGCAAUUUCGGGCAUCGUAUUGUAAAGUAUUCGGAA
This is a messenger RNA of Pyricularia grisea, 2945 nucleotides long. RefSeq lists its product as uncharacterized. NCBI's taxonomy places the organism in Eukaryota, Fungi, Ascomycota, Sordariomycetes, Magnaporthales, Pyriculariaceae. The transcript has 5 exons. Gene Ontology annotation, cellular component: cytoplasm. Gene Ontology annotation, molecular function: zinc ion binding. Bases 178 to 2643 code for a protein of 821 amino acids. The record is from RefSeq and is a predicted model, not a curated record.